AUGACUGAGAGUCCUGAACUGGAGUACUACAACACUGGCCCCUGUUUGAAAGGAGUGCACUACAUGGAGAAUGGGUUGCCAUGGGACAUUGGUCAAAGCAGACAAACUACUGCCGCUGCUGCACAGGAGAGUCUUCUAUCUGCUGUUGACCCUGACCUUCACGUCAAACAACCUGGUCCGCUCGACCUGUGUGGGAGCCUGGGAAAGUGUUUCAAUCACAACACUCCUCCCUCCAUCAGUGUCCAUCACAACACUCCUCCACCCAUCAGUGUCCAUCACAACACUCCUCCCUCCAUCAGUGUCCAUCACAACACUCCUCUACCCAUCAGUGUCCAUCACAACACUCCUCCCUCCAUCAGUGUCCAUCACAACACUCCUCUACCCAUCAGUGUCUAUCGCAACACUCCUCCACCCAUCAGUGUCCAUCACAACACUCCUCCACCCAUCAGUGUCUAUCGCAACACUCCUCCCUCCAUCAGUGUCCAUCACAACACUCCUCCACCCAUCAGUGUCCAUCACAACACUCCUCCACCCAUCAGUGUCCAUCACAACACUCCUCCACCCAUCAGUGUCCAUCACAACACUCCUCCCUCCAUCAGUGUCCAUCACAACACUCCUCUACCCAUCAGUGUCCAUCACAACACUCCUCCACCCAUCAGUGUCCAUCACAACACUCCUCCCUCCAUCAGUGUCCAUCACAACACUCCUCUACCCAUCAGUGUCCAUCACAACACUCCUCCCUCCAUCAGUGUCCAUCACAACACUCCUCUACCCAUCAGUGUCUAUCGCAACACUCCUCCACCCAUCAGUGUCCAUCACAACACUCCUCCACCCAUCAGUGUCUAUCGCAACACUCCUCCACCCAUCAGUGUCCAUCACAACACUCCUCCACCCAUCAGUGUCCAUCACAACACUCCUCCACCCAUCAGUGUCCAUCACAACACUCCUCCACCCAUCAGUGUCCAUCACAACACUCCUCCACCCAUCAGUGUCCAUCACAACACUCCUCCCUCCAUCAGUGUCCAUCACAACACUCCUCUACCCAUCAGUGUCCAUCACAACACUCCUCCACCCAUCAGUGUCCAUCACAACACUCCUCCCUCCAUCCGUGUCCAUCACAACACUCCUCUACCCAUCAGUGUCCAUCACAACACUCCUCUACCCAUCAGUGUCCAUCACAACACUCCUCUACCCAUCAGUGUCCAUCACAACACUCCUCCACCCAUCAGUGUCCAUCACAACACUCCUCCACCCAUCAGUGUCCAUCACAACACUCCUCCCUCCAUCAGUGUCCAUCACAACACUCCUCCCUCCAUCAGUGUCCAUCACAACACUCCUCCACCCAUCAGUGUCCAUCACAACACUCCUCCACCCAUCAGUGUCCAUCACAACACUCCUCCCUCCAUCAGUGUCCAUCCCAGGAUCCAGAAAGAAUCAGUAUGUGCCAAACAGACUCGGGACAAUGCCAUGAUAUAG
This is a messenger RNA of Esox lucius (northern pike), 1476 nucleotides long. RefSeq names its product extensin-1-like. Bases 1 to 1476 code for a protein of 491 amino acids. The record is from RefSeq and is a predicted model, not a curated record. The transcript is spliced from 3 exons. NCBI's taxonomy places the organism in Eukaryota, Metazoa, Chordata, Actinopteri, Esociformes, Esocidae.